Messenger RNA from Argiope bruennichi, 806 nucleotides. It is a transcript of the gene eIF3k, whose product is annotated as eukaryotic translation initiation factor 3 subunit K-like. Gene Ontology annotation, cellular component: cytoplasm; eukaryotic translation initiation factor 3 complex. The record is from RefSeq and is a predicted model, not a curated record. Bases 107 to 757 code for a protein of 216 amino acids. NCBI's taxonomy places the organism in Eukaryota, Metazoa, Arthropoda, Arachnida, Araneae, Araneidae. Gene Ontology annotation, biological process: regulation of translational initiation. Gene Ontology annotation, molecular function: ribosome binding; translation initiation factor activity. The transcript has 8 exons.
UCAACUCAUUUAUUUUUUGUCGUGUAUUGGAAACCGAUCACAAACGGGCACAUUUUCUUUAAAAUUUUAUGCAAGUUAUUUAAUUAUUUACGGAAUAAAAUAAAAUAUGGCCGAAGCAAUGAAAGCAACAGUCGCCUCAAUGUUGAAAGGCAUAGAUAGAUAUAAUCCAGAGAACCUUACAACAUUGGAAAAAUAUAUCGAUAUUCAAGCGAGAGAAAAUGCUUAUGAUUUAGAAGCAAACUUAGCAGUUUUAAAAUUGUACCAGUUUAAUCCAACUCAGUACCGUCUGCCUGUCGUGCAGAUGAUUCUUUUGAAAGCUCUCACUAACUUGCCACAUACAGAUUUUGUGCUCUGCAAAUGUCUCAUCGAUCAACAGAAUCUAGAACAUGAUGAUAUAAAAAGUAUUGUAUAUCUGCAUGAUUUGCUUGAAACAUGUCAUUUUGAAGCAUUUUGGGAUGGAAUUAAAAAAGUUACACCACUGAUCAAUGGAAUUGCAGGAUUUGAAGAUUCUAUUCGAAAAUUUAUUUGCCAUGUUGUGAACAUCACAUUUCAAAGUAUUGAGAAAGAUACACUUUCUACAUUCCUUGGAGGUCUGCCUGACUAUCAGUUGCAAGUGUGGAUGAAUAAAUAUGGUUGGAAGGAGACUGAACAAAAUUUAGUAUUCAUCAGUAAUCAGGAAGAGAAUAUCAAAACAAAGAACAUUACAGAAAAGAUUGAAUUUGAUAGUGUUGCUGCUAUUAUGUCCCUCACAAGAUAACUGUAUGUGUAUGUUUGUUCAAUAAAUGAAUCUUUUUUAUUAUUUAAAA